CCCUGCUUACGUCUUCGGUGAUGCGAGUCCGUGUCGUUGACGGGCCCCGUUCAAGACGAUCUAAAGUCACCGCUUUUCGACCUAGUGCAAUGUCACCCAUUCGCCCUCACCGCAAGACACGAACUGGUUGCAAAACAUGCAAGCAACGCAGAGUCAAGUGCGGUGAGGAGCUCCCCAAGUGCAAGAAUUGUAUAAGGAGAGGCAUAGAGUGUGUCUGGAUCAAUAUCCCACAAAAUGAUUCGGUGGUGCCAGGGACCUCUACCCCUGCUGCCUCGAGUUCACAUAAAAAUCCCCCUUCCACAAUAUCGAGGCGUACUGGCGCAAGUUCAUUCGACUUGCUGACUCUCGAACUAAUGCACCACUACGCGACCGUUACUUCGCACUCACUUUCUUCUGAUCCUGCCUCGUCGAGUUUAUGGCGAACCUUCAUUCCAAAAAUCGCGUUCGAUCCUAAAAAUCAAUGUCUUCUCUAUGCCAUUCUCGCGAUGUCGGCGCUUCAUGCCCACCAUGCGAAUCCCACGGCAGGUCAGUAUGCUGUAGCCGCAAGCACCUACCACUGGCAGGCCAAAACGGGGUUACGCAAGGCAGAAAUGGAUGGGAAGCUGGAUGGUGAUGCCGUCUUUAUCACCUUCUCUCUUGUCGGGCUCUAUGAGUUCGCUACCUCAUCCUGCUCGGACUCCAGCGAGUGGCAUACCACGGUUCGUUCUCUCCUCCCGAAAGUUACGAAAAACUGGGUAAAGCUCCAAGAUGGUGUUCUGCGUCCGAUGCUAGACACUAUGGCGCCAAUGAAUAUAUCUACACCUCUGAGAGAGCCGUUUCCAUCAUCUUUGUCGGCACUUCUGAGCACGACGCAUUCAUCGCCAGACGUUCAGGAGC
Molecule: messenger RNA, 876 nt
Organism: Desarmillaria tabescens
Lineage: Eukaryota; Fungi; Basidiomycota; Agaricomycetes; Agaricales; Physalacriaceae
Exons: 2
Biological process (GO): regulation of transcription by RNA polymerase II
Molecular function (GO): zinc ion binding; DNA-binding transcription activator activity, RNA polymerase II-specific
Source: RefSeq, a predicted model, not a curated record